Paramecium octaurelia is the source of this 809-nucleotide messenger RNA. Lineage: Eukaryota; Ciliophora; Oligohymenophorea; Peniculida; Parameciidae. The record is from the annotation of a GenBank genome assembly.
AUGAUAAUAUUCAUCUUUUUAAUAUAUAUAACUCGUCAAACUUAGAUUGAGAUCUAUUAGUUUAAUGCAAGUUCAAAUUUCAGUGAUGGUAAUGUAUCAUUACUUACAUAAUAGAAUGGGUAGGUGGAUAUUUUAGAAAUUGUGGAGAUGUUGAAUAUUUUGGGCCCUCCAUUAGCAGGAUAUUUUUAAAUUUAGAAUCUCAUUCUCAUAUUAUAGUUGAUGCAUAUCUUCUAAGGUAAUUAUUUUCUAAAUUACAAAGCGAUUAUUCCUCUAUGACUGAUUUUUGGAUAGAUGAAUCAACUCAACCUUAUUACUUAUCCUACAGUUAGAAAUACUGCGGUUCAACAUUAAUAUAUUUUUAUAAUAUUUCUAGAACUCUUCAGCACAAAAGAAGAACUGUUUUGAUGGAAUUUUAUUUACAUCAUGGAGGAUUAAUUUCACUAAAAUUAAGUAUUAUUAAAUGUUAAUAUGAAUGUGCUGGAUGCAUCGAGAAUUAUCAUGCAACAUAUUAAUAAUGGAAGCUACAUUAAUACUCAUUAAAUGAUAAACUAAGCCAAAAUUUAGAUGGAUGGACUUUUGUAUCAAAUAAUAGUUAAUAUUAAAUGUUUGGUUGUGGAGGAUGCUAAUUUUAGUAAUUUCUUGAGCUUAAUUAUUCUACUGAAUUACCUCCUCAUUAAGAUGUAUUAAUCAGGUUUUUUAAAAUUGAUAGGAAUACUUUAAUAGUAAAUUACUUAUAGUAAAUGACAGCAAAAUCCUUCUAUAAUAUUUUUCUGUUGAUUUUCCUAUUCUAGGUUAAGAACUUCUUAUGA